UUCAUAAAGCAUUUGUCUAACAUUGAUGACUAUGGCGACUUCUAGUCAAUCCAUGUGUGAGGGGAAAAAGAAAUCGUCAGAUGUAACGAUUAAAGAAGGAGACCAUGUGAUUUUAAAGAAAGGAAAGACAGUUCGAGUUUUCCAGAUCCGAAAGAAACGAGAUAUAUGGCUUGACAAGAUGAAGUUUACCCUUGAUGGAGCUAUUGGUCAUGUCUAUGGAUCAAACUUUGAGGUCAAGAGUGGACAGAUGCAUAAGAUACAGAAAACAUUUAAAGAAUCAGAAGUUUUAGGUUCUGAGAAAGGAACAGAUAACAGGAACUUGCAUGAUCUGGACAGCAAUCAGAAGUUAUCACGGGAAGACAUCGAAAAGAUGAAAAAAGAAGGAGCUAAAGGAGAGGAAAUCAUUGGGCAGCUUAUAGAAAACAGUACAACUUUUAAAGGAAAGACAGAGUUUGCUCAAGAGAAAUGGGUCAAAAAGAAAAAGCAAAAACAUGUGGCAGAGUUUACAGUGCUAAAACCAAACACCAGGUUAAUGUGCCAGAUGUACCAUGAAAAGUCACCAGCAAAGAUUCUUAACAUUAGAAUGGACACACUGGCACAGAUUCUGACCUAUGGAAAUGUCCAUGCCUAUACAAAUGUAGCUGUGGUGGACACAUGCUCGGGACUCGUAGUGGGGGCUGUCAUGGAAAGAUUGGGAGGGUACGGAAAAGUAAUACACUUCCACCCUGGUGACAGACCAGUAAGACCCAUUUUGGAUAAUCUAGAUUUUCCAGAGGAGUUCCUGGACAACUUGUAUAACUUUCCCUUUUGUGAAAUUGACUCUUUAAAAUCUGAAAGUUCUGAAGAAACAAACAGUGAUACUCAAAGUAAAAACUUAUCUGAAGAAUCAGUACAGAGUGUUCAAAAGGGAGAUAAUUCUUCAGAUACAAAUGUAAAAAACAAUGGGGAUAGUAAGAUGACAGAUGUAUUUGAUGAAAGAUUGAAGUCAAAGAGAAGUGCAACCACAGAGGAUGAAGAUAGAGAUAGUGCAAGUCCAGCAGCUAAAAAGAUGAAAACAGAGUUGUCAGGGAGAGAAGCAAACAAAGUUUUGAAUAGUAAAAGGUUAUCUGAGGCCAGAGAUCUGCUGCUGAAAUGCAAUAUUGACUGUUUGAUCGUAGCCAGCAAAUAUAACCCGACUCCACUGGUUACUACCCUGAUAGAAUAUGUGGCCACAUCCAGACCUGUUGUUGUAUACAGUCAGUAUCAGGAGGCUGUAAUGGAUGCCUAUGCCUAUCUGAGAGAGAUGGGGUGUCUGGUGAAUUACAGGGUCUCAGAAACCUGGCUCAGGGAAUAUCAGAUCCUACCAAUGAGGACACACCCUGUGAUACAGAUGAGUGCUGGAGGUGGAUAUCUUCUCACAGCCACCACGACAGUGAAGAAACCAACCGCAGCUGCCACAAUGUCAUGAUCAGUUGUUAGCAAUUUUAUAAUAAAUCUAAUAAUUA
Molecule: messenger RNA, 1484 nt
Organism: Saccostrea cuccullata (small rock oyster)
Lineage: Eukaryota; Metazoa; Mollusca; Bivalvia; Ostreida; Ostreidae
Product: tRNA (adenine(58)-N(1))-methyltransferase non-catalytic subunit TRM6-like
Exons: 12
Coding region: 26-1447 (473 amino acids)
Biological process (GO): tRNA methylation
Cellular component (GO): tRNA (m1A) methyltransferase complex; nucleus
Source: RefSeq, a predicted model, not a curated record